Juglans microcarpa x Juglans regia is the source of this 2010-nucleotide messenger RNA. RefSeq names its product pectinesterase 3. The coding region runs from base 152 to 1897 and encodes 581 amino acids. NCBI's taxonomy places the organism in Eukaryota, Viridiplantae, Streptophyta, Magnoliopsida, Fagales, Juglandaceae. The record is from RefSeq and is a predicted model, not a curated record. Gene Ontology annotation, molecular function: pectinesterase activity; pectinesterase inhibitor activity. The transcript has 2 exons. Gene Ontology annotation, biological process: cell wall modification.
AUAAAAGGACAUCCCGACCGGCUCAAGCCUUCCAAAACCACAUAUAGCUUUUUGUCUGUAUCAUCUAAUCGCACAUUUUACAGCCCCUACCUAUAUAGAAAACUACAGAAGAUCCCCAAAGCUGUUCUUAGCAAAAAGAAAUCAAUCUUAAAUGGAUUCGAUCGAGUCCUUCAAGGGCUAUGGCAAGGUAGAUGAGCUUGAAGAGCAAGCAUUCCGGAAAAGGACUCGCAGGCGUCUCAUCAUCCUCGUUAUCUCUUCCGUCGUCCUUUUGACCGUGAUCAUCGGAGCUGUUGCCGGAACCUUGAUUCACAAGCGUAAUUCAUCGCCCUCUUCCAACUCGGCUCCCGCCACCGAGUUGACCCCGGCUGCGUCACUCAAAGCUGUGUGCAGCGUGACUGAGUAUCCAGACUCGUGCUACUCCAGCAUCUCCUCCCUGGACUCCACCAACACCACCGACCCGGAGGUCCUCUUUAAGCUCUCUCUGCACGUCGCCAUCAAGGAGCUGUCCAAGCUCGCCAACGAGUUACCGUCCAAGCUGAAUGCUACCACCAAUGACGCCCAAGUUAAGGAAGCUCUAGAAGUCUGCCAAAGCGUUUUCGAAGAUGCGGUGGACUAUCUCAAUGACUCAAUUUCAUCCAUGGAAGUUGGUCGGGGCGAUAAGCUCUUAUCUACGGCCAAAAUCAAUGACAUGAAAACGUGGCUGACCACCACCAUCACCGACCAAGAAACCUGCUUGGACGCUCUCCAAGAACUCAACUCCACGUUUCUUGAAGAUGUAAAAACCGCCAUGCAGAACUCCACCGAGUUUGCUAGCAAUAGUUUGGCUAUUUUGGCCAAGAUUCUCGGUUUACUAGCCGACUUUAACACUCCCAUCCAUCGGAGGAGGAUGCUUGGGUUUGAACUAGGAGAAUUUCCGGAUUGGGUUAGCCACGGUGACCGGAGGUUACUCGAGGAGGGCAACAGGAUGGUGAAUCUGACGGUGGCGCAGGACGGAAGCGGGGACUUUAGGACAAUACAAGCAGCGGCGGAUGCGGUGCCAAAGAAGAGCGAAACGAGAUUUGUGAUAUAUGUGAAGGAAGGAAAAUACUUGGAGAACGUGAUAAUGGACAAGAGCAAGUGGAAUGUGAUGAUGUAUGGGGAUGGCAAGAUGAAGACCAUUGUCUCCGGCAGCCUGAACUUCGUGGACGGAACUCCCACCUUCUCCACUGCCACUUUCGCUGUUGCGGGGAGGGGGUUCAUUGCAAGAGACAUGGGGUUCAUUAACACUGCUGGUGCUGAAAAGCACCAGGCAGUGGCAUUCCGGUCUGGCUCCGACCGCUCGGUGUUUUACAGGUGCUCAUUUGAUGCUUUCCAGGACACCCUCUACGCUCACUCCAACCGCCAGUUCUACCGUGACUGUGACAUUACCGGCACCAUCGACUUCAUCUUCGGCAAUGCUGCUGUGGUCUUCCAGAACUGCAGCAUCCAGCCCAGGCAGCCCCUACCCAACCAGUUCAACACCAUCACGGCUCAGGGCAAGAAGGACCCCAAUCAAAAUAGUGGCAUUUCAAUCCAGAAAUGUUUCUUCAGUCCUCUGGAUAAUCUCACAGCUUCAACUUACCUCGGCCGGCCUUGGAAAAACUUCUCCACCACAGUUAUUAUGCAGUCUCAAAUUGAGUCAUUCUUGAAUCCAUUAGGGUGGAUGUCAUGGGUCCCCAAUGUUGAACCGCCCAGCACCAUCUUCUAUGCAGAGUACCAAAAUGCUGGGCCUGGAUCCAUUGUAGAUAAAAGGGUUAAAUGGGUUGGUUUCAAACCCACUCUAACGUCAGAUGAGGCUGGCAAAUUCACUGUGGAUUCCUUUAUUCAGGGUAGUGAUUGGUUACCAGAAACAGAUGUGGGUUAUGAUGCGUCUUUCUGAUCUUCAAAAACUGCUGGCAUCAAAAAGGCGUACGUACCCCUUUGUAGUAUAGAAAACAAUGGUUCAUAUUUUUUUAUUUUCUGAUACCAAGAUUUGUUAGUAUGGUCAUUUAA